AUGUCGACUGAAGUGGAUGCCACCGGUCUCGGAGAUUCGGUUAUUCCUGAUUAUCGCUUGGCUCGCAAGCUUACCAACACCUUGCUGAACCUAAAGAAAGACAAUGUGAUGGAUGAACCGACCUAUCGUAGACUGAAACCCACACAAAAGCAACCUCCUAGAAUAUACGGGUUACCCAAGAUACACAAACCCACAGUACCAUUACGACCUAUAGUGUCAUGCAUAGGCUCCUUUGCCUAUAACCUCUCAAAGUACCUAGCUGAAAUUCUUUCUCCGCUCACCGGUUUGACUGAAUAUACGAUUCCCAUUUCGAGUGGUUUUGCAGAGCUCAUAGCAGAGCAAACCAUCGGUACUCAAGAACGCAUGGUUUCGUUUGACGUAGUUUCACUCUUCACCAAUGUACCGAUUGAGGGCGCAUGCAAUGCUACAUUGCAACGCUUACAAUCAGACAGCAAUUUGUCUACCCGUACCGCACUCUCACCGGAACAACUCACUCAACUCCUCGAGUUUGUUCUACGAUCCACAUAUUUUCUGUAUAAAGGUUCAUACUAUGAACAGACAGAAGGGGCAGCAAUGGGCAGUCCAGUCUCGGCUGUCGUGGCCAACCUAUACAUGGAGAGUUUCGAAGAAGAAGCGCUGGACACAUGUCCCCUCUCUUGCAUGCUUCGUGUUUGGAAGAGAUACGUAGAUGACACCUUCAUCAUAGUUCCCAUCUCUGAAACAGAUAAGCUGCUUAAACACAUGAAUAGCCUUGAACCAACCAUCCAGUUCACAUCAGAGAUAGAGUGUGAAGGGAAGAUAGCAUUUUUAGACACUCUAGUUCAUAGACACGACAACCAUAGGCUCUCCACCUCAGUCUAUAGGAAGCCUACCCACACAGACCAGUACAUAGCGUUUGACUCUCACCAUCCCAUAUCGGUGAAGAGAGGUCUAGUGAAAUGUCUAUUUGACAGAGCUUCACGCAUUGUGACAAGUCCACAACAGCCAUGCAAAGAACGGACCCGUGUUCGCAGUGCCCUGAGUCUCAACGGUUACCCACGCCGUUUUAUACACAAUACCAAGAAUAGAUCGUCGGAACCCAGGGAUCAGAAGGUAUACAAGACUUUUACAGUCUUGCCGUACAUUGAUGGGGUCUCCAAACAACUCAAGCGCCGCCUAGAGAGCCAUGGCAUUCGAACGGUUUUCAGAUCAGAUACCACCCUACGUCAACAACUUACACGCCCCAAGGAUUCAAUUCCUCCACAUAGACGGGACGGCAUUGUGUACAACAUCCCUUGUAAAGGAUGUGAUAGAUCCUACAUCGGUGAAAUUGCCCGUCCGAUAAAAGAAAGAAUCACUGAGCAUAAGAGGGACGUCAGACUCCGUCGAACUGACAACUCAGCCGUAGCCGAACAUGCUUGGGAUAACCAGCAUCAACCAGACUGGGACGGGGUUCAGUGCCUUUCCCAGGAACGGCAUUGGUAUACACGGAGGGUGAAAGAAGCUAUCAAUAUCCGUCUCAAUCCUAAUAAUUUCAACAAAGACAACGGGAUCGAUAUCCCCGAAUUUUGGAUGCGGACGAUACGCCGCCAUGACACUCGCCGUCCUGCCAGCCAACACCGGUCGAUUCCAUUCAGCAGACAGUCCGAGCCAGCGGCCCGUUGA
Molecule: messenger RNA, 1644 nt
Organism: Strongylocentrotus purpuratus (purple sea urchin)
Lineage: Eukaryota; Metazoa; Echinodermata; Echinoidea; Camarodonta; Strongylocentrotidae
Exons: 2
Coding region: 1-1644 (547 amino acids)
Source: RefSeq, a predicted model, not a curated record